Dioscorea cayenensis subsp. rotundata (Guinea yam) is the source of this 1077-nucleotide messenger RNA. RefSeq names its product B3 domain-containing protein Os05g0481400. The coding region runs from base 64 to 921 and encodes 285 amino acids. The transcript has 7 exons. The record is from RefSeq and is a predicted model, not a curated record. Gene Ontology annotation, molecular function: DNA binding. Lineage: Eukaryota; Viridiplantae; Streptophyta; Magnoliopsida; Dioscoreales; Dioscoreaceae.
UUUCCCCUUUCUCUCUCUCUCUCUCUCUCUCUCUCUCUCUCUCUCUCUCUCGCAUUCUCGAUAAUGGCGUCUGUGGAGAACUCGUACGAAGAGGUUCGAAGGCAGAGGGUGCAGGAGAACCUCAAGCAUCUCAAGGAUUUGGGGAUUUCGGAUAUCUCGAAGAGCAUCUUAGACUCUGCCAAAUCUGAGCACAAGCUAUUGAGAUCGCCUUCAACUACUAGAACAAAGAAGAGGAUUGAAAUCACUGAGGUGAGACGGUCUGCUAGAGCACGGAAUCAUGUAGCUUCUUACAAGGAUGAAGUGGACCUCGGAGAACUUAAAGUUCAUCGCAGAAGGUAUACGAGUAGUGGAAACAACAAGAGGGAAUAUGAUGGCAGAAUAGCUUCUUAUGAAGAAUACGUUCGAGCACUAAAGAGAGCAGAAAAACUUCAGACUGACUUAAAAUCUGGCCAACCAUCAUUUGCCAAAGCUAUGGUUCGAUCUCAUGUUUCAAGUUGUUUCUGGCUUGGUCUUCCAACCAAGUUCUGCAAAGAUCACCUCCCCCCAAAUGAGUUCAAGAUAGUAUUAGAAGAUGAGCAAGGUGUAGAGUAUGAUGCCAUCUACAUCGGCAAUAGGACUGGACUUAGCGGAGGAUGGAGAGCCUUUGCAAUAGACCAUCACUUGGAAGAUGGUGAUGUGUUAGUAUUUGAACUAAUAGAGCCAGACAGAUUCAAGAUAUACAUAAUUAAAGCGUGCGGAGAAUCAAAUCAAGCUAGUGACGAUGGCAAUAAUACCGACGCGGAUGCUAAAGACACCAAAAAAUCAAGCAAAAAGAUGAAGUCCCGUGAGAAUAGUUGUUCCUCUGCUGCUCUUGUUUCCCAGAAGAGAACUACUAGAUCUUCAACUCAAGGUGGAAAAGCAGCGAAAAAUAGCAAACGGUAGUUUAUAUUUUCUCUAGUUCGAGUGCUAACAUGUAAUUUUAACAUGGUAUUUAUCUGGUGAAAAAUUUUGUGCCUUUGUUAUGUUUUGUGUAGCCAACACUUUGUUCUACCAGUUAUAAACAAAAUUGUGCUCAAAUUUUGGAGCCAUGGCUUCUAA